Messenger RNA from Trypanosoma conorhini, 1386 nucleotides. RefSeq lists its product as uncharacterized. The transcript has a single exon. The record is from RefSeq and is a predicted model, not a curated record. The coding region runs from base 1 to 1386 and encodes 461 amino acids. Lineage: Eukaryota; Euglenozoa; Kinetoplastea; Trypanosomatida; Trypanosomatidae.
AUGGCACUGCGUCGGAUUGCUCUCACCCCGGCCUUACGCCGCCUCUCCGCUGCCGGAGCUCACUUUCACAUCGCACAGGAGACGCUGACAGAGGCGGAGCGGCGCCACUUGGAGCAAGAGCUGCCACCGCGAGAGCUCUUGACGGAGUUGCGCUCCAAGGAUGAGUCACCCGGUGAGAAGAGCGAUGAUGAUGUGAAUGUGCCGGGUGAUUCCUUUGGUAUUAUGCGCAAUCGUGUUGCGUUUUACAGGCCGAUUCCACGAGAUGUGUACGCCGGAGACUUGGGGGAGCUGUUCCCUGAGGGGUGCCAUCCGAUGCGCUGCGUCAACCCUUCCACGUUGAGGCGUCUCUGCGGACAAUUUGCUCUGAGCCCCGCGGAGGCGGCUGCGGUAAUGUUAGAGGCGGAACUGGACAUCAAUGUGGCAGUAGAUAUUAUUCUGAAGCGCAAAAGGUUUAAAGCAGGCUUUGGAAGUUUUGGAUUGGUUGGCUUUGAGGCCUACGCACCGGAGACGUUUUGUUUGGUGAGCUUCGCUCUUCCAUCUUUUGAAGCCACACGCAAUGAUGAUGUGCUUGACGCCAUCCAUGAGUUAACGUUAUCCGCGGCGGAGCUGCCUUUGGAUGUGCCAAAAGGUGAACUUGUCAAUAAAUUUUUGACUCAUUGGACGACUGAGGAUGGAACGAGUUGCAAAGAGAUGAUGGACUCCUUUGACAUCACUGUUCAGCGCAUUAUUUUGUUGCCCUACGGGGAGUACAGCGCUCAGGGUUUUCAUAUUCUGCACCCUGUCAAGGAGGACGUUCCAAACAUCGGAACAGGGGCAGCAGCAUGCUGUCUGGAUCUUCGAACGGGCAUACACAAUCGCUUUCGGUUUCAUGUGGAACGUGUCGCCGAUUCUUUGAGCGAGCAUAUACUCCGCGAGCUGGUGCACUACGGGCAACACAUCCAUUUGUUUCGGCAGGCGUAUUGGUUUAAACCAGAGUACAGCGUGGAAGAGUACAUACGCUUUAAGGAGUCUUUGUUGCAACCGAGCGCAUCUAUUUUUGAGAUGCGCUAUGCGGUGCUCGCGGCAGUUCCUUACGCCCUGGAAGGUUACCGCAACCUUGUGGAGGUAGAGAAACUGAAGGUGGCACAGCACAAGUAUGAGAAGCACUACGAGGAUUUCACUUCACCUGGUAAAUGGAUGACGAGCGAUAAUGCCCAGCUUCAGACCGUUGCGACGGGCAGCGGGAAUGCGCCCGGGUCAGUAAUGCACAUGCAAACGAAUAGUCCAGAUACUUCCAAGACUGCGAUGGAGACAAGAACAGCACCGCUCCGUCAUGUUCUGGAAAAAUCUAUUCAGGCCCAUGGAGACCGCGUUUUUGACCGCUUCUAUCGCAAUAACUAUCAUUAG